This is a messenger RNA of Xenia sp. Carnegie-2017, 2393 nucleotides long. Its product is annotated as probable RNA methyltransferase Y17G7B.18. Gene Ontology annotation, molecular function: snRNA binding; RNA methyltransferase activity; O-methyltransferase activity. Gene Ontology annotation, biological process: snRNA modification. NCBI's taxonomy places the organism in Eukaryota, Metazoa, Cnidaria, Anthozoa, Malacalcyonacea, Xeniidae. The record is from RefSeq and is a predicted model, not a curated record.
AUCUGACUGUGGAGCUAUUGUGUGCUAUCAUGGCAAAACGUGCUAAAAUGGUAUGUAAAAAUAACACUUCGUUCUCAUUUUUUCGCCGUGGAAAGAUUAAUGUUUCUGGUACACUCUGAAAGUCUCAUAUUCACUUAACUGUUCGGUACAAGUCGAAUUUAUCAAAUUGUUAAAUUGGUCGCUUUGAGUUUGGUUGGACAUGCCAUAUAAGGUAAACACGGGAAUUUAUUCAUAGAGGUUCGAGUUCAUGUUUGGAGAAAGUGGUUGUGUAUAGCUCUUUUUAACUUCAAAUACGUCUGGUUUACAAACGAGUUUCCUUCUGAUUGGUCUUUAGCAAAUUCGAGUUAGUUUUUGUAGUGUUUGAAGUGUGAAAGUUAUGAUUAUAAGAUGCACAUUAGUCGAGCGCUUAGUUAAUAGUGAACUGAAUAAAUAAUGAGUUCAGAAAAGGGACGUGAAAUUGGAACAAAAAAGAAAUUCAACAGUCCUCUUAUGGGUAAGCAUAAGCAAAAAAAGUGGAUUUUUCCUCGACUUGAGACAAAUUUAAAAGAGUUAAAUGGGCAUGGUAUGAAGGGAAAGAAUAGAGCAAAAAGUUCCCGUCUUAAAUUUCAAAUGGGCGGAGACUGUAGUGAUCCAUUGAAUUUGAAAAGCCUUAUCAACAGAGAUCCUUCAGAGAGAACACCCUCUUGCUCACCUUGCAUUGAUCGUGAAAAAGAGUUGUCACCUCAAGUCAUCAUAGCCAAAGACAUAACAGACCCUUUGAAUCUGAAAGGUGAUUUAGGUCAGGAUGAUUUUGUUGUGGUGCUGAAACAUCAAAAGAAAAAGAAGAAUAAACGAAAGAGAGCGGACAGUAGUUGUUUUGAUGAUGAGCGCGAAAAUCAAAAGGAGGAAGGAAAUGCUGUAAUCAAAGAGGAAAAAGGUGAUGUUUCCCCAAAGUGUAAGAAGAAGAGACUUCAAAAUGGCAAGGAAGGCAAAAGUAAAGGGAAAAAGAAGAAAUUGAAGAUGGAAGAGUCCAAAGUCAGUUCAUCUUUUGAUACUGAUGAAACUGAAAAUAAUACUAAUGCCAAGGGUGAUGCAACUGUGAAAAAUUGUCAGGAAAUUGUCAAAAAUGAUACAUUUUUGGAAAAGGAAGACAGUGAUCAUUUCAAACCAGAAGAAAAAACAGAGAAACUAUCUUCCUUAAAUGAUAUGCAAAAACCUAACACUAUUGUCAAAAGUUAUCAUAAACAAGUGAACACAGAGCAACAAACAGAUAUAAGAAAACCAAAAUCCAAAAAGGUUUUUCUUUAUGGUAACUACAAUCAUUAUUAUGGUUAUCGCAAUCCUCAAAUUCCUAAUGACACUAGGGUGAAGUUGUUUCAUCAUGAGUGGUUUAAAGAGAAAGUUGUUUUGGACAUUGGCUGCAAUACUGGUCAGAUUACCAUGGAUGUAGCAAGAAACCUUUCUCCAAAACAUAUUUUGGGUAUAGACAUUGAUAGUUCAUUGAUUAAAACUGCAAACAGGCUACUUAGGGUACCAUCCAAGAUGAAUUCAGAAAGAACAGCCAGUGCAUACUUUCCAAUGUCCUUUAUGAUGUGUCAUGGUCCUAUUGUUGCAAGAACAUCUCCAACUGAUGGUUCGACUGGUUUUCCCUACAAUAUACAGUUCAAAGAGGAAAAUUUCGUUCCCGCGCACGACCAAGUUUUGGCAAAACAAAAACCUACCUAUGACGUAAUACUUUGCCUAAGCAUAACAAAAUGGAUUCAUUUGAACUGGGGUGACGAGGGAUUGAAGAGGACAUUCAAACGCAUUUAUUUACUUCUUAAUCCCGAAGGACGGCUUGUGUUGGAAGCUCAACCGUACAAAUCGUAUGCAAGAAGAAAAAAUCUCAGCGAGAAAAUAAGAAGGAAUUAUGAUUCCAUUCGAUUCAAACCGGAUCAAUUUGUGAAUUAUUUAAUGUCAAAAGAAGUGGGAUUUGCCACUUACGAGUCAUUGGGUGUGCCAGAGAGUAAUUCCAAAGGAUUUCAGAGGCCCGUUUACGUAUUUACGAAGUCAAAAGGAAAGGUAUUCACUGAAAAUUGAAUUGUUUCAAGAUUCUUUUUGUAAACAUGAAUCAGCUGAUAAAGUUGGAGCAUAAUCGAUGCAAGCGCUGUAAAAGCCGUGGAUAGAAACAUAUUAGCUCGCUGCCAUUUUAUUUUUCAAUGCUUGUCUCGAAAGAAUUGUAAAAUGACUGCGCGAGGCUACUUGAACUUGAAGCUUUUCAUCUUACAAAAGAAUUUGACCAUCAGAGAACUGCGUUAGCAUUCGCGUUUAUGAUAUAGUGUAAGUAACUUUUUGACAGAAGAUACAACAUCGGAGAUAAAGAUCAUUUUUAAACUUUUUUAUAUUAACAUAUUAAACAAAUAUUACGUUUUGAA